Messenger RNA from Strongylus vulgaris, 516 nucleotides. The record is from the annotation of a GenBank genome assembly. NCBI's taxonomy places the organism in Eukaryota, Metazoa, Nematoda, Chromadorea, Rhabditida, Strongylidae.
AUGAAAAGAGUACAUUACGCAGGUAGGAUAGGGAUACGCUGUCCAGCGUACCACUUCGACUGCGAUGUUAACAAGCGUAUACCGCUUUGUGUGCCAAUAGGGGCGUUGAGAAACUGCCGGCCUGAAUGCCCAAAUAUGUCCGAUGAAUGGUGUGGAAUCGGCAGAAUUCUUUGCGAUACGGCAGUUCGCGGUCUACCUUGCGGGCGAUGUGUGACCUUUGAGGAAGCUCACACAAAGUGUCGUGACAUAAGAUGGAAAGCCCUAUGCGAUGUAUCUGGAACCGUAAAAUGUGCUACCACAGAGAACUGUGUGCUUCCCCAAUGGAUUAUGGAUGGCAAGGAUGACUGUGGGGACGGGAGUGAUGAAGAGCCUUGUCGACUGAUAGAGUGCAGCACGGAGCCUCCCGCUACUUCCACGACUAGAACAACAACCUCUACUAGCACAACAACUACAACGACAACAACAACGACAACAACAACAACUGUUAAAACUUUCACACCGCCAUCAAGUAAGUAA